Messenger RNA from Thamnophis sirtalis, 839 nucleotides. The record is from RefSeq and is a predicted model, not a curated record. Lineage: Eukaryota; Metazoa; Chordata; Lepidosauria; Squamata; Natricidae.
AUGACAUCCUCAUUUAUUGAGACAAUGGAAGACCACAUGAAGUUAGUGCGGGAGGUGCUACGAAAACUAUUGAAAUUUAACAAGUGCAACUUCCACAAAACCAGUUGGGACUACUUUGGGUAUCACAUGUCCAAUGAACUAAAAGGUUAUGGACCAAUUUUUGAAGAGCAGCCCAUUGAUACCGUGUACCCAGAAGAGUCUCCAGAUGCAAAAGUGUCAAUGAACUGCAGAGCCAGAGGAAUCCCUACACCUACUUACAAGUGGCAACGUAACAACUGGGAUGUUGAUAUUAAACUGACAAAAGAACAUUACAGUAUGGUAGGAGGUAACCUGGAAAUCAAUAAUCCUGAGAAGUCAAGAGAUGAAGGAACAUAUGUUUGCAUAGCAUACAAUAUACAUGGAACUAUAAGGAGCCGGGAAGCAACUUUAAACUUUGGUUAUUUAUAUCCUUUUCCUCCGGAAGAGAGACAUGCAGUAAAAGUACGAGAAGGUGUAGGUGCUGUUCUUCUCUGUGAUCCUCCACCUCAUUAUCCAGAUGAUCUAAGUUAUCGCUGGUUUCUGAAUGAUUUCCCAGAAUUCAUUACCUUGGAUAAACGGCGAUAUGUGUCACAAACAAAUGGUAAUCUUUACAUUGCCAAAGUUGAACCUACUGAUAAAGGCAACUAUUCAUGCUGUGUGACCAGUAAUUCAAUUACUAAGAGUGUAUUCAGCAGUUUUAUUUCACUCAUCCCUCAAGCAGAUCGAUCAAAAGGCUACGUACCAGAUAUCAGAGUGAAGUUCAAAGAUACAUUUGCACUUUUAGGACAAAAUAUGACACUUGAAUGCUUUGCGCUUGGAAA